AUGACGGGUACACCGCCCACCGAUCAACAAGUCUCUCUUCAAACCGGGGAUUCGGUAUCGGCUGUAACAGAAGAUAGGGUAAACGACCUUAUCGAGGAAUUCGUCAAUGCCGCGAUUCUGCCGUGGCAAAAGAAGAUAAAAGAAACCGCGACUAGAUCCAUCGAGAUGAUUGAGUCUACAAAUAAAGAGCUACAAACCGCGGUCGGACGGAUCACGUCCGUUGAGGACAAAUACAACAUGACCGACCUUCUGUAUAGUGACAAUACUAACAGAACUAAGGCAUUGGAGGCCGUCACUAAGAAGUUGGAAGCCGACCUCGCUCUUACAAGACAAAAGGUCAGUAUGACAGAACUAAACCAAUUAUCAACCGAUCAAAAGCUAAAAAAGAUCGAUGGGGAUCUGGCUCAAUCCGGUGUCCAGGCCGGUUCUACACUUGAGAGAGUGGCAAUGCUCGAAGAGAAGCAUGCCAAGACCGAGGUUGAUCUAAAGGCGGUCAACGAACAGUUGGCGGAAAUGAUAGCGGCAAAGCUGGCUGCCGAUAAGGCACUUGAAGAAGCAAAUGAGCUCGCGGCUCAAAAGAUUCAAGAUGCAUUGGACGAGCAAACCCGACUUCAAAAGGAAACGGCGGAGGAAGAUGCGAACCUGGCCGGACAUUUGGAAACAUUAGAAAACAUUGCACCGACGGUAGCGGUUCAGCAAAAUGAAGAUGCGGCUCGACUAAUCGUCCAACAGUCACCAUACAAUGAGUUCGUCGAGGCUCACAAGAAGUCCAAAGCGGUUUCUUCCCCAUCCGGUCCGGUUACAAGAAAGAGAAAGAAUUCUUCCAAGAGGGCGGCAAUCUCAAAAUUAAUAGACGGAGUUACUGAAACGGUUGUUGAUCCUCAAAUCAACCCGGUUUUACAAGCCGAUGAAGAACUUGAGGAAGAGAAAGAAUCCAUACCACUAAACAAAAGACCGCGAGGUCUUGACGCGAUUCCAAUCAGAUCAUUUGUUCCACCGGCUUCCCCCUUCACCGGUACUUCAGGCGGUCAAGGAUCAUCCUCCAGGCCUGUUCCAGCGGUCAAGGGAAAGGCUGCAGAAGAUCAUCCGACAAGAUCUUUCCACUCCGGGAUAAAUCAGAGACGCAAUCCUCCAGAUGCAGAAAGACGUCUUUUGGCUCAACACGUUCAAGAGAAUCCUCUCUUAGAAGAAGAAGAGGUGAUUGUUCAAGAGCCCAAACAAGCUCUUCCAACUCAUGAAGAAGAAGUUGUUGAAGAAGAAGUUAUUGAGGAGUCUGGUCAAGCUCCUAAUGAUGAAGAAGCUAUGAAAUCCCCUGUUGUAAGAUCAGAGGAAGCCCAAGAGAAGGAGGUUGAAGUGACUUAG
Molecule: messenger RNA, 1362 nt
Organism: Impatiens glandulifera
Lineage: Eukaryota; Viridiplantae; Streptophyta; Magnoliopsida; Ericales; Balsaminaceae
Product: myosin heavy chain, fast skeletal muscle-like
Exons: 3
Coding region: 1-1362 (453 amino acids)
Source: RefSeq, a predicted model, not a curated record